Molecule: messenger RNA, 3336 nt
Organism: Chelonia mydas (Green sea turtle)
Lineage: Eukaryota; Metazoa; Chordata; Testudines; Cheloniidae
Gene: OVOL1
Product: ovo like transcriptional repressor 1
Exons: 4
Coding region: 544-1302 (252 amino acids)
Biological process (GO): epidermal cell differentiation; regulation of transcription by RNA polymerase II
Cellular component (GO): nucleus
Molecular function (GO): DNA-binding transcription factor activity, RNA polymerase II-specific; RNA polymerase II cis-regulatory region sequence-specific DNA binding
Source: RefSeq, a predicted model, not a curated record
AAACAAACUCGCUAAUGAGCUCAGCGCAGGUACAGUUCUUUUCCCUUCCCGAUCCGAUCUGUCCCUCCGGAUCGGAGCCCGCAAAAGUCCUGGCUCUCCCGGCAGGGGAGCGGUUAGCGGAGAACCCGGGGAGUCUGCCUGCUCCGUAGCCCGCCCCGGUCGCUUCCCCCGCCACUUCCGCGGCUGUACCUGCUGGGAGGCUGAAAUUGACCGGAGCGCAGGCUGCGCGCGAAGAACGGCGCUGGGUGAAACCGACCAGGACCCAGCGGUCCAUCCCCAGGGCGCUGCGGGCCUGGCUUGUUGCAAGGUUCCAUCCUAGAACGUUGAGGAAACUUUUGUUCGCUGCUCUCCUUGCAACGUCACCUGCUCCCUGGAAAUCCCUCUUGCUGCUGACUUACUGUUUUAUUUUAUUUUAUUUGAAAGGAAAAACCCCUUCCCAAGUUGCGUGAAAGUUUGUCCCUGUUUUUACGCUAAGAGGCAGAAGCCUUGUUAUUUAUUUAUUGAUCUGUUUAAGAAUCCCAGGCAAUUUAAUUGAUCUCGGAGAUGCCUCGGGCUUUCUUAGUGAAAAAAUCCCGUGCCUCUGUGGGCAAGAGGAACUGGAGUGAAUUGCCUGAUGAAGAGAGAGGAGAGAUCUAUGUACCAGUCUGCCUGGGGGGCUGUGCCCUGGGCAAGGACUUGGAGCCCUCGGUGCCUGAAGCCACCUCGUAUCCGAUGCCCCUGGACCUGACCCUGCGAGAUCCGAGCUACACGGCUGCCCAGCUCCCCGGGGAGGGGCCCCCAGCUGGGCAGCACAAUGGGUUCCUGCGGCCCAAAAUGAAGGUGACGCUGGGCGAGGGGCCGGGCGAGCUCUUCUCCUGCCCCGUGUGCCAGAAGGGCUUCAGCUACCAGCGCAUGCUCAACCGGCACCUCAAGUGCCACAGCGAGGUCAAGCGCCACCUGUGCCCCUACUGCGGGAAGGGCUUCAACGACACCUUCGACCUCAAACGCCACGUCCGCACCCACACCGGCGUGCGCCCGUACAAGUGCAACCUGUGCGACAAGGCCUUCACGCAGCGCUGCUCGCUGGAGUCGCACCUGAAGAAGAUCCAUGGGGUGCAGCAACGCUACGCCUACAAGGAGCGGCGGGCCAAGCUCUACGUGUGCGAGGAGUGCGGCUGCACGGCCGACAGCCAGGAGGGCCACCUGCUCCAUCUGCGGGAGCAGCACCCUGACAGCCCCCUGCUGCUCAAGGCCUCGCGCAAGACGGCUGCCUCCCUGCACAGUGCCCUCCCCACCCUGCUGCAGGGCACCCCGUGCCUGUGAGACGGCGCCCACUGCAGGGCACCCCGUGCCUGGGAGACGGCACCCCCUGCAGGGCAGCACCCCCUGCAGGGCACCCCGUGCCUGGGAGACGGCGCCCCCUGCAGGGCACCCAGGUGCCUGGGAGACAGCGCCCCCUGAGGGCUGGGCAGGGCCCUAUACAGCAAUGAGCCCCUGUGAGACAGUGUCCCCUGGUGGGCGCCCAACACUGGGGCAGGACCAGUGACUGAGCCCUGCUGCCUGGAGGCUGGACACCACGUGCUCCCUCCCAACAGUGGCCUGGGACGUGGGCAGCACGUGGCAAAUGCUUCAAAGAAGCCCCCACCCCCUGUGGAGGAGAAGUCCUCAAUGCUACGCUGCCCCCCCCACCCCCCAGGGGCAGCCAGCUAUCCACAGGCCACUGACUUUGCACUGCUCCUUCCCCGAAGCUUUGGGGGAGAUGCGGGCAGCUCCCUUCUGUGGGCUGCGUGGGUGCCCCACACCCUCCCUGGGCUGGCACUGCCCAGUCCCCCGGAGGCUCUGCCCACAGGCUGGGCAAACAGGAUUUUUUACCAUUGUGCUUUUCUGAUGGGGGCUGGGCAGCAGGAGUGGGGUGAGGUGGGGUGGGGAGGAGCAUUUACCCCCCCCCAUCUCCAUCUCAGUGCCAUCCCCAUCCAUUCCCCCCCACAUACACACUCAGGAAGAACCCAGGGGCGGCUCCAUUCCCUGCCCCCAUUGAUCCCAUCAGGACCAUUCUGCCCUGGAUUUCCCAGUCCCACCUUGGCCCCACACCCAGCUGUUCCUGCCUGAAGUUUGCUCUGAGGUUUGCUCCCGGGCUGCUGCUGCUUUGGGGAAGGUGUUGACAUUACAAAUCCCAGCUGUCCCCACCCCGGGAGUAUCCGUGGCUGACAGGAGACCCGUGCUGAAUGCCUGGGAAGGGGACAAGGCUCAUUCAACUCCAGGGCCCCAACCCCACUUGGGAGAAAUAUCCAUGACAUUAAAAUCUGGGCACCGGCUUUGACUCAGGGUAGAGAUGCCUCCUCGGACGUAUCUAGGAGUUGCGGGGGGAUCCUCUAUUUCUAUAGCGCCAAUUCCCCAGGCCUCUCCGUGCCACCAUUCCCCUCCCCCCGCCGCCGUUGCAGAGCUGUCACUAACCUGGACAGCUGGGGGGAUCAUGGUGACUGGAGAAUGUUGAUCAGGGAUGUGGGAUUUAUCUGAAUCCCCCCGCAUCCUCCGCCUUAUUUGUGCUGCUCUCCUGAGGAGGGGGGCUGGGGUACAAAUGCUUUAAUGGGGAAGGGGGAGGCUGCGGGGAGCCCCCCACACCCACUAGGUCCCUUUCCCGCUGCCUGCUCCCCUCCAACACCUUCUUUAUACACCAGAGAACACCUGGUAAUUGGGGUCCCCAGGAUCAGAGCAAUUGCAGACCUCCACCUGCAUGGCCAGCCCCAGAGCAUCCACUCACCGGGGCGGGGGGGGUGGUCAUAGCAGACAUCCUAGGUCAGAGGAAAUGGGGUAGGGCCUCACCAUGGCCACACACGGGUCUGCACCCCACAUAUGACCAGCUUGGCUGUUACCCCCCGCCACCUACCCUCUUGUGGGCCUACCGUGAUUGCAGUGGGGCAAUGCCAAAGACCCAGCUUCCCCCACACAUACUAACUCAAAUCCCUUUAAAUCUGGGAGUGGCUGCCCCUCCUCCUUGGGUAGAUAUUGGGGGACUGCCAAUCCCCAGUGCCAAGAGGAUGGGUAGAGGGAUCAGUUUCCAGCUUAGCAGGGAGCUUCCGCCCAGGGCAGAGGGGACCCCGCAUCCCACUAAGCUGGGCUGCUCUAACUGCGUCCAUCCUGUCCCCCACCCCCUGCACAUACAGAGGUGGGGCAGUGGGUCCUGGCAGGGGUGUAGUAGGAGGUGUCGGGGUGCCAGGGCCUGGAUCGUGUUUACAGUUUGGCUGUGGGAAACGAGCCGGACAGUUUGUUAGUAAUUGUGAGUUUGUAUCUUUGUCUGUUUGUGAGUUUAUUAAAAUCAGGGAAUUGAACCAGCUCUGAGCAGUGCUCCUCACUCCU